CAAUUUAAAAAUUUGCUUGCAAUUUUAACUUUAAAGUUUAAUCCACUAUGUGGCGCUGUUCCUUCAGCGUGAAGUUGUCAGGAUGCAAUAUUCCAAUAUUGGUAGAUACUGGUUACACGUAAUGAAUGCUUAUUCGUUUUUAUACGCGUAUGAAAUCGUGUGUUGUAUAUAUAUGUCACAUAUAUAAAUUGGCCCUACACACGUGUCUACCUAUAAGAAGAGGUAGACUUUUGACUAAACUACGUUUGUUUAUAAAUCAAAUUCAUAUUAUUAAUUUUUCUGAUUAAGUACAUUAUGAAGAGUUUAAUAAUAGUAUUUUCUAUUCUAUUUCUAAAUACUUUCGUUAAAGCUGUAGAAAUUGAUAAUAAAUAUUUAAAAUGUUUGGUUUGUAGAUCAACUGUAAAAGAAGUUGAAGAAGAACUGGCAAAAAUUGAUCCUUCAAAGAAAAUUGAUGUAGGUAACUAUAGAUUAGAUGCGAAAGGGAAUAUUGUACAAAAAAAGGUUCCCCUUGCUCAAUCUGAAGUACAUAUAUCUGACGUACUGGACAAUAUUUGUGAUAAAAUGUCAGACUAUGUAAGAGCAACAUAUAAAUCAAAUGGUCAGUUAACAAUCCUAAGUCUUAUAAGUGCAUCUGGUAGUAUGAAUCCUGAAAUGUCAAAAGUUGAUAUUAUUCAAGAUGGUGAUAUGAAUAAAAGUUUACGGUUUUAUUGUGAGGAACUAGUAGAAGAGUAUGAAGAUAACAUUAUUUCAUUAUUUUCUCGCAAAGAAAGUAAUAUUAAACAUCAGUUGUGCACAAAUAUUACAAAGGCAUGCAAUCCUGCAGAUUUUGCUCAUGAAGAUGAUGAGGAUGUUGAGAAAAAUGACAUAAAUGAAGAACACCAUGAAUUAUAAUACCAUAUAGGAAAACAUUAUAUAUUUUUUUAAAUAUAUUUUUGAUAAUCAGAAAAGAAA
This is a messenger RNA of Hylaeus anthracinus, 951 nucleotides long. It is a transcript of the gene sel, whose product is annotated as protein seele. The record is from RefSeq and is a predicted model, not a curated record. The transcript is spliced from 5 exons. Gene Ontology annotation, cellular component: endoplasmic reticulum. The coding region runs from base 295 to 891 and encodes 198 amino acids. NCBI's taxonomy places the organism in Eukaryota, Metazoa, Arthropoda, Insecta, Hymenoptera, Colletidae.